This is a messenger RNA of Hypomesus transpacificus, 3399 nucleotides long. RefSeq names its product ethanolamine kinase 1 (gene etnk1). The transcript is spliced from 8 exons. NCBI's taxonomy places the organism in Eukaryota, Metazoa, Chordata, Actinopteri, Osmeriformes, Osmeridae. The coding region runs from base 129 to 1211 and encodes 360 amino acids. Gene Ontology annotation, cellular component: cytoplasm. Gene Ontology annotation, molecular function: ethanolamine kinase activity. The record is from RefSeq and is a predicted model, not a curated record. Gene Ontology annotation, biological process: phosphatidylethanolamine biosynthetic process.
UGGGUGGGAUUUUGUGAGAGGCGUUGCCGCAUAUCUAGACUUUUUAUCCUUGCACCCAAGCUGGACUUCAUACAUACGCAUUUACUGCCAUACUGUAACCACCUUGGUGAACAACUGUAAUUUUCAAUAUGGCCAACUACAUCCAUGUACCUGACGAGGCUCCCGCCGUACCCAAAAUAGAUGUAACAUUAGACGAAAAUGAUUAUAGGUCUGGCGCAUUGAGACUCGUCAAAGAACUGAGACCGAAUUGGAAACCAUCUGAGGUCAAGAUGAAGUUUUUCACAGAUGGGAUAACCAAUAAGCUGCUAGGUUGUUACGUUGGGGCGACCAUGAAGGACGUGGUUCUGGUUCGUAUCUACGGUAACAAGACAGAGCUGUUUGUGGACCGGGAAAACGAGGUGAAGAGUUUCCGGGUGCUGCAUGAGAACCGCUGCGCUCCACACCUGUACUGCACCUUCAACAACGGCCUUUGCUACGAGUUCCUCCAAGGCACUGCACUAGAGCCAGAACACAUUCGCAGCAUGCCCAUGUUCAGGCUCAUCGCCAGGCAGCUGGCUAAGUACCACGCCAUCCAUGCUCACAACGGCUGGGUGCCCCAGUCCGACCUGUGGCUGAAGAUGGGCAAGUACUUCGCCCUGGUGCCCAAGCACUUCCAGGACCCUGAAAUGAACAUGAGGCUGAGUGUGGAGGUGCCCAGCUCCAGGUGUUUGAGGCAGGAGAUGGUGGAGCUACAGCAGAGCCUGUCCAUGCUGGGUUCACCUGUGGUGCUCUGCCACAACGACCUGCUGUGUAAGAACAUCAUCUUCAACCAGGACGGAGGCAGUGUAAAGUUCAUAGACUACGAGUAUGCAGGGUACAAUUACCAAGCCUACGACAUUGGGAACCACUUCAAUGAGUUUGCAGGUCUGAACGAGGUGGACUAUAGUCAUUACCCGGGCCGCAGCCUGCAGCUGGACUGGCUGCGGUCCUACCUGGAGGCCUAUAAGGAAUACAAGGGCCAGGGCAGCCAGGUGACGGACAGAGAGGUGGAGGUGCUCUACGUACAGGUCAAUCGCUUUUCACUGGCAUCUCAUUUCUUCUGGGGUCUCUGGGCUCUGAUUCAGGCCAAGUUCUCAACCAUUGACUUUGACUUCAUGGGAUACGCAGUCCUUCGCUUCAACCAGUACUUUAAGAUGAAGCCAGAGGUGGCUGCUCUAAAAUUCCCAGAAUAAAAGUCCUACUUCCUGCCCGGUCCUCAUAUGUUAACUGUAGAGCUCCCCCUAGGGGCCAGAAAGAUGAGCCAGAGAACCUGUGCAGACCAAUCUAUCACCUCCUAGACCCUGACUACACUCCAGGCCAGGCAAGGAAAACCCUUGACCCUCCCCCAGCCCCACCCUCACCCCCAAGCCUUUCCUAUUAACACUUUAACUGUGUUUACCCACCUGAGACUGAAUUAGAAACCAGACACUAUCCAACAUACUGCUCCCAACCAGAACAGAUCCAUCCACACCUUUUUAAGUAGUUUUCUAGCCACAGAAUGACCAGAUAUAGUAUUCAAUGAUAGCAGCCAAACACUAUGGCUUGUUUGUUUAUAACAAGCAGGCAGGGCACAUGACCAUGGAUAAUAAGGUUAGUCUAGUGUAAUGUUAGCCCAGUGUUGCGUUCCCAGCCUACAGCCAUAGGGCAAACAUGGACCAAUUCAGCUGUGUAACGAAUCAAGUGUCUCUUGUCAAAAAGGAAUGUUUUAGAGAAAGACAACCUCUAGUGUUCUGGAGUUGUAAUAGAUAAGGAGGAUCGAUUAGGUUCAAGGAUCUUGUUUUUUUUUUUUAUGUUUUAGGCUAUUGGUUUUAUGUUCUAGGUUCUAUGCUUGAGGCUCCAUAUGAGGUUUGAUGCUCCAGGUUCCUGACUGAUGGGUUACACCAAGGAUUUAUGUAGGUUUACGUCCCUUCCUACUGAGACAAGGCAUCACUUCUCCCUAAUAUGGGCCAGUCACUGGGUCAAAUGUCUCAGUAUCAGCACCACACCUCAUGGUGCUGUGAAGCCUUCAGUGGGGCCACAGUCACGCCUCCCCCUCCACUGCUACAUAGACCCAGUCUGAUCAGGCGCUGAAGUACAGAGCUGAAGUUCUUAUCCUUCACCGACAGGGCUUGUAGUCCAGGUUAAGAUUGGGUUCAUUCGGGGACAGCGUAUGAGACAUCGUAUCAGUCGAAUUAGGGGACCAACAAACACUAUUUUCUCUGACGAGUGUUACUGUAGACAACAAGUCAAAGGCUUGUCUCCUUCUAUUUGUUUGUUUUUACAACAGUGCUUGGUUGAAGACUUUCUUUACCAGAGGAACGUUCAUCUAUUUGGUUAACUAACCAACACCAGAGUGCUGAAAUGUUUUUGCUGUAUAUAAUGCACGUGUAUUUUUCCACUUAGACACGCGGAAUAAAUAAUGUAUAAUAUUAACUUUUUAAAAGUGGCUCGUUUUUAUACCUAUUUAAGCAUCUGGAAGGUCUCGGACUGUGAUGUGUGUCAGCCUCAGCCAGGGCUGACACUGUGGUGUGUCCCACGACAUCACUUCCUGUAUGAACAGACCUUCCACUUGGACUGUCACGCUGUCUGUCCUGUUUGUCUGUCAGUCUGUCCACUGGGACUCAGACACGACGCAAGUCCAGGCAUCCGUGUGUUUACCACAUGCCUGGGAUUAGGCCUUUUGUUUUUCGUUUGCCUUUAUUUUGGUGUGAUUUCAUAAGGGGUGACGGCGUGUCGGUCGCUGUUGUACAUAUUCUGACAAACGCUAAAAGGUCCAACAGUCCUGGUUUGGAACGCAGGGCUGUGUGCUUGGUCUGAGCUACAGUUUGGUGUGUGCGUCCUCUCUUCCUGUCGUCUUAGGGCGGAGAUGUUCACGUGUGGUCAUACCAUGUUUUCAUAACUCCUCAGUGUUUACAAGGUCCCAUCCUGUCAGAAUGUACGCCUGCACAGAGAGACUUUACUCUAGGUAUACAAUAAUGUUUCAGUUGGAAGCCACAGACGGAUGAUGAAACGGCUAUCCUCUCACUCCUGCCUGAUUCAUCCUGUGUUUGUUUGUUGUUCCAAGUACAUUUUAAAUGUGAACGUCAGAGACUCUGUUUCAGUGUGUAUAAAACGCCCACAAUACAAUGUUUCUUGUGCACUUGUUUAACAUUGUAAAGAAACGCAUAAUGCUGAUGUCUACUCUGGAGACCUGUAGAAUAUGUGUAUAUGUACAUUUCAAAAUGUAAUUAAUAUCUUUUGCUCGAACGUUGUCAAAUGUGAAUGAAUGUACAUAUAGGGAGAUCUGUUUUUUCUAAAUUUUGCUGUUGGGUAAGAAGUAAUUCUGGGUAAACUGUGAAAUAAUGUAACAUUUAAAUACUGUAAACAAGUGCUUUGAGAAAAAGAUUAAAGUCUAUACCCUUG